Messenger RNA from Strongylus vulgaris, 659 nucleotides. The record is from the annotation of a GenBank genome assembly. NCBI's taxonomy places the organism in Eukaryota, Metazoa, Nematoda, Chromadorea, Rhabditida, Strongylidae.
AUGCCCGUUACUAUGAUUCUCGGCUCUUUUGUAGGAGGUAUGACAUCAGAGGGCAGUGGUGCUGUAGCAUUUCCAGUCAUGACAUUAGCUCUACACAUUGCACCCGGCAUAGCUAGGGAUUUCUCUUUGAUGAUACAAUCAUGCGGUAUGACUUCUGCGCUUAUGUGUGUGUUGUUCAUGCAGGUAAAAAUUGAACAUCGUGCCGUAAUCCUUGGAACCCUUGGAGCCGUUCCAGGAUUCAUCAUUGGAGUCCACUUUAUUGAUCCCCUCUUCACUGGACCACAGAAGAAAAUGAUGUUCGUAGCAAUUUGGACCUCUUUCGCUAUUGCGCUUGGAUUCAUCAUUGGAGUCCACUUUAUUGAUCCUCUCUUCACUGGACCACAGAAGAAAAUGAUGUUUGUGGCGAUUUGGACCUCUUUCGCUAUUGCACUUGGUAUCCUGAACUCACAAAAGAAGAGGCCAACAUUCAAAGAAAUCCCAGAGUUCUGCUUCUGGAAGGGAUUCGUGUUGUUCGUCACCGGAUUUGUAGGAGGUGUGUUUGAUGCAUUUGCCGGAUCUGGUGUCGAUAUUUGCAUCUUCUCAAUUAUCACUCUGCUCUUCCGUGUAACUGAGAAGACUGCCACACCUACUACAGUAUGCCUCAAAGGUAUUUUAUAGGA